AUGGCCACAUCCACCAAUACAACAUGUCGUGAUGGUGAUACGAAACUUCGUUGUGGAGGACGUCCUUGUGCGAAAUGUGGGGGCUGUCGAGACUGGUACAUGCGUCUUAGUGAUCGCCGUACCACGAUUUAUGUAAAGCUGGUUGAUGCUCACUGUUGGAUUACUCCUGGUAGUCCUGGUGCUGUUGUUAGUGGUGCUGUUGGUCGUGCUUAUCAUACUUAUCCUCCUUUGCCUAGUCCUCUUCAUCGUGAUUAUUUAUGUGAAUGUGCUGAUAAUUGGCGUUCAUUUUGA
Molecule: messenger RNA, 291 nt
Organism: Adineta steineri
Lineage: Eukaryota; Metazoa; Rotifera; Eurotatoria; Adinetida; Adinetidae
Source: the annotation of a GenBank genome assembly